AUGUCGGACAUCAACAGUGAAACGACGACGACGCCGAAGAAUGCCGAUACAGCAGCGAGCAACUCGUCGAAUGCUCAGCCGGAAACUGCCACCACCGUCCACCGAUCUCCGCAGAAGAGUCGGCAGAACCACAAUCACAAUCAUAAUCACAACACUAACCACCACGGCAAUCACAACAGCAAGAAUGUGAACAACAACAUCGGUGGUGGUGGUGGUGGUGGAGGUGGUGGUCGAAAGAGGCGGUACACGGUGGGCGUAGCUGAAUUGCACGGUAGGCCAGGCUACCCGAAGCGCACCCGUCGGAAGGACGACGACGAUCCAUUCGAGCCGCCGACGGUGUUCAAACUGGGCGGCAACAUCCACGACCCGCUCAACCUGAACGGCAUCGGCGCGAAUCCGGGCCAGACGACGCCCAUCUCAUCGCCCUUUCCCUCGCCCUUUCCCCUGCCGGCGGACAAGAGCAGCAGCAGGGAGAAUGCCAGUAAGGAGAAGGUCGAGGUGCUCAUUCCGCCGAACAUCUGCGACCCGCUCAAUCUCUCCUGUCCGAAUGCGCUGAACGAGUCGGACCUCAUUUCGCCGACCAACUUCAAGAGCGGCAACAACAGCAGCUACGGCAGACAGCGCAACAACAGCAACAGCAACAGCAACAAACGUCGUCGCACCUCUUCGGAGACGGAGGUAAUCAACGAGGGCGCCGGCAAGCAGCAGCGGUCGGGCAGCUUUCACGACAGCAAGCUGCUCUUCAGCCGAGAUGACUCUUUUCUGGGGCGUCGAAACACGACGGGGGCGGCGGCGGCAGCGGCGAUGAAUCGAGCCAAUCGAGAGAAGCUCAACGCAGAGCGGAAGAUCUCUCCGGUUGCUGCCACCACGGCGGCUGCUGCUGCUGCCUCAGCUGCUUCAGCUUCAAGUUCGGGUGGACAGGCUGGCAAGUCCUCGAACCACAGCAAGUCCUUUUCACGCAGCAACAGCAGCAGCCAAGGCGGCAGCACCAAUGCUGCCAAUCGAAAUCAAAAUCGAAAUCGGCAACAAGGCCCAUCGUCCACUGCGACCACUGAUCAUCAGUCUUCCACAAACACCCACACCUCCUCCUCCAGUGAAAAACCCUUACCGAAGAACAACAAGGAGCGCUUUCGCUUCGGCAACUACAACCGCUACUACGGCUACCGCAACAGCCAGCACUGUGAUAGGCGGCUGGAGCUGCUGCCACGGGAUCUCAUCCAGGGCAAGGACGUCCUCGACGUCGGCUGCAACAUUGGCCACGUGACGCUCACCCUGGCAAGGGACUACGGCCCUCGCCGAAUCGUCGGCGUCGACAUUGACCCGGGGCUGAUUGAGGUGGCGAAGAAGAACGUCCGCCACUACAUCACCGAGGCGGUGGUCCAGCGGGAGGGCAUGCCGCUUAGCAUGCCGCUGCUCUACGGCCCACUGGCCAACAUGCCCAAACAGGUGCAAGGAGAGGAAAAGGAAGAAAGUGGUGGCUUUCCGAACAACGUCUUCUUCUUUGCGCUGAACUACGUCCCGGAGAGUGACGCCCUGCUGGAGGUGCAGGAGGAGGAGUACGACGCCAUCAUCUGCCUCAGCCUCACCAAGUGGAUUCACCUCAACUGGGGCGACGCCGGCAUUCGCCGCCUCUUCCUGCGAGCCUUCCGCGCCCUCCGCCCGGGCGGCUGUCUCAUUCUCGAGCCGCAGCCGUGGUCGUCGUAUCAGAAGAAGGCCAAGCUGACGCCCCAGAUACAGAGCACCUACCGCUCGAUUCGCUUCCGCCCGGAGCAGUUCAAUGAGUACCUCCUGAAGGACGUUGGCUUCAAGAGCUGUGAGCUGCUCGGCACGCCCCAGAACACCUCCAAAGGAUUCCAACGGCCAAUAUACCUGUACAAAAAGCCUGCUGCACCCUUGAAGAGCGCUACCGCCGCCGUUUCAGCAUCAGCAUCUGCAACUGAUUUCCCCGCCCCCUCUUCCUCAUCAUCAUAA
Molecule: messenger RNA, 1971 nt
Organism: Rhagoletis zephyria (snowberry fruit fly)
Lineage: Eukaryota; Metazoa; Arthropoda; Insecta; Diptera; Tephritidae
Source: RefSeq, a predicted model, not a curated record